Molecule: messenger RNA, 1245 nt
Organism: Hydatigera taeniaeformis
Lineage: Eukaryota; Metazoa; Platyhelminthes; Cestoda; Cyclophyllidea; Taeniidae
Source: the annotation of a GenBank genome assembly
AUGCUUGCUGUUCAUCAAUGUCAUCGAAAUUGCACAGGAAUACCCGACGACGGGGUGAUCAGUUGCCGAUAUAGUCGCCCCUCAGAGUCUACCGCUCGAGUUGUCUACGCGUUGGGAAGUGCAUCGGCUAAUACGAGAGGGAAUUUCUGGUGCAUCUACCGUGGCAAGAGCUCUCCAAUCUUCACUCACAUACCUCUCAAGAAGAAAUCAGGUCGAGCAGGAGCCCUUUCCAGACAUAAAAAGCUCAAAUCAGCUGCACAGGCAAAGGCCAUGGAACAUCCAAACCCUGAUGGAGAUGCGGCCAAGUUGCAGGGCCUAGCUAAGGGUGGUCCCCGAGUUCCAGCGACAGAGACGUGCCUCUGUUUGAAGAGCCUCGCCGACACCUACCGUCCCCGACGUUUCGGAUUCACCAGAGGUGGCUAUAGCAGGGGCGACAGUUUCGGCGUUGACACUAUUGGCAACUGUGGCAGAAGCAAUGCACCCUGGGGCAGAAUGACAGCACAAGGGACCUUUAAACUACCCUUGACUGAACCGAUGCCGCGGCGCAAACCUCUCACUGCUCUUACCUACUUCCCCUCCUACCAUCAAGAGCCGCUCUGCUCUCCCUCCGACCCACCCCAACCCCCACUAGACGAAGUCAUCUAUGAUGAUGUUCACCAAUCCACUGUGUACUUAAACAAGGGAGAUAUAGCGUCGCAGCAGAAUCUGACCUCGGAGGACUGCCUCACGGGCUUGGCAGGCUCGCCUAAUAGCGGACAAAAUUACAUUGUUGACCAGAAUGGGAUGGUUUACUUGGCGAUGGGCCAUGUGUCUCAGACACCUCAGCUAUUGAGAUCCAACCUUGCGGCUUCGAGAGUGACUCUCACUACUUUUCAGCCGGAAAAUGGUUCCAAAUUGGAUCUUCAGAUUCAGGGACGACGCAAUUCGUCCCAUUCAGGGCAGUUCCCUCCACUAAAUAGCCCUUCGAUAAAUUGGGCAGUGCAAAGGGAGAGCAACGAUACCAUUCCAAAGACCUCUAAUAUUAAUCUGGAAGUGUCCGGUCUUCCACCGCAGCCACUUCGAACGGUCCCUUCACAGGGCAAAACAAAGACGCCGUCACUCCAAUCAAGUCUAAAUCCGCCGAUCCCUUUUGCUGAUCAAAUUAACAACAACGAUGACUUCGACGACCUGUUCGACAUGUCAAGGGACACGCUCCUGCCGCGUCGUCACAACGAGACCAAGGAACCCAGAACGGGGCCCCUGUGA